AUGUCCGGAUUCCCCGCGCAACAGCAAGCUCAGGCUCGAAAUGCGACAUUAGCUUCUGCGCGACUGCCAAACGGAAAGCUCGGUACGGCUAAUUACCUCCUUGUCGACUGGGACAGUGGCGCCGCUAACUGGAACUUCAACCUUCCUGUGGGCGGAACAUCCGGUCUACAGGGGAAUCAGCAGCGCAGCAUGGGAGCCAUGGGCAGCUUUGCGCAAAGCCUUGGCGGGUCUCAAUCUGCAGCACCGCUGGAUCUUUCGGAAUUCCCAUCUCUAUCUGGCGCGUCGCAACAAUCACAAUCGCAGACGCCUGGGCAGCUCAUGUGGGCCAACGCCAGUCAACGAGCUACGCAGCACACACCUGUCCAGAGACAACAACAUCCUCCGACAUCGCAACCCCCUUCUCGAGCUUCUCAGACCCCAUCGCUCCCGGGCCAACAGCCGUCUCAAGCACACGAUGAUAUGUUCCCUUCAGGCGCCCAGUUCGCAAAUCGACUGGACGAUUUCCGGAAUGGCGGCCAAGGUAUUAGUAGCCAACUGGGUGCCGGUAGCCAGCCUCAGACAGGAAACAUCGACGAGUUUCCUCCUCUGGGCCGGAAUGUCGCCGCUGACCUUGCCCAAGACCGUCGAGGCUCCAUGAUGCAGAACACGGGAUUCGGUAGCUACAACUCUGGCAUGGCAUUCUCCGGUGUGAACCAGACCCAGUCCACGCAGAAUCGCAACCUAAUUGCCGCGUCGAUCAACGGACAAGAACCAUCACGGAUCAUGUCACCUACUGCGGCGAGCUCCGGUGGUCUAGGAACGCCGCGGUCGCCUGUUAACCAAGGACCGAAUGGGAUUUUGGGACAAGAGAAAGAAGUAAUUCCCUCGGCGAUCACAUCACACGCCCUGCAUUCGCUGACCGCACCACAGGAGCUGAGCAGUAACAACUUGAUGACCGGUCAACGCAACUUCAGCGACCCGCCGCAAUUGCAGCAAAGGCAACAGAGCGAUGGACAAGAGGUGCCUGGGGCUACCCAAAGUGCUGAGCAGCCGCCUCUUGCGCAAAUGAGUGAGAUUGACAGGUUUGGGCUGGCCGGACUGUUGCGCAUGAUUCAUAGCGAAAGUCCGGAUGUGGCGAGUCUUGCUGUUGGACAGGAUUUGAUGACAUUAGGAUUGGACUUGAAUCAGCCCGAGCCUCUGCACACGUCGUUCGCUUCCCCAUUCGUUUCGUCCAUGUCCGCGGUGCCUUUGGAACAAGAUUUCUCCCUGCCGGCUUGCUACAACGUCGCCAACAUCCAACCCUUGCAGUCUCGCAUCCCUGGAUUCAGUGACGAGACGCUCUUCUACAUCUUCUAUAGCAUGCCCCGAGACAUCAUGCAAGAGCUGGUUGCAGAGGAGUUGAUGGGCCGGAAAUGGCGGUAUCACAAGCUCGAGCGGUGUUGGUUGACUCGCGAUGAGACAUACCCUGGCCCAGUCGAUGUGGAACGAGGUGUGAGCGAACGCGGAGUGUAUCUGCUUUGGGACCCUACCAGCUGGAAGAAGAUCCGACGCGAGUUCAUUCUGCGAUAUGAGGAUUUGGACAACCGACUAGACCCGAACCGAGGCCUGAGUCGCGCAGUUGGUCUCACGCAUCAUGCCUCAUGA
This is a messenger RNA of Penicillium alfredii, 1623 nucleotides long. RefSeq lists its product as uncharacterized. Gene Ontology annotation, biological process: regulation of DNA-templated transcription; nuclear-transcribed mRNA poly(A) tail shortening. The transcript is spliced from 6 exons. The record is from RefSeq and is a predicted model, not a curated record. NCBI's taxonomy places the organism in Eukaryota, Fungi, Ascomycota, Eurotiomycetes, Eurotiales, Aspergillaceae. The coding region runs from base 1 to 1623 and encodes 540 amino acids. Gene Ontology annotation, cellular component: P-body; CCR4-NOT core complex.